AUGAGACAUCAUCUACUCCACAAACACAACAAAUCACACCGUAGAACACCAAUGUCCGACACAAAACUAAAUCUCUUCGUCAAUGAAGACGAAGAUAUGCCGGACGUGCCCCAAGACUUCGCUCCCGCGCCAGAAUCCAAUCAGAUAGACACAGAUAUGGCUGUAGACGAAGAUGAUGAUGAUCCCAUCAUCCACACCGUGCCCAUUUUUCAUAGCAGCGUUGCAUCGAGACAAUCUCAAACUCUUCAUACAUUCCAAUUCCCCGGUCGACCACACAACAGAACGUUUGAGGGACAGCUGCUCGAGGCUCUAGUGAAGCCAAUCAGUAAAGUGGUAGAGCUCAAAGUCCCAAUGGACACACUGAAGUUCUACGAUGAAAGUCGAACACAGGAACUCGGUGCUAGAAUUGACAAGGUUUCGUUGCAGGGUGUGCUUGAUCCCACCAACGAGAACUUGUAUGUUGGAGCCAUUGAUGUCCAGGAUGGAAAAGAGAGGAUUGUGUUAUUUCCUCUCGAUCAAACUGCACAACUCAGAGCGCUGUUCAAAUACAUUGAUGAUGUUGAAGCUGCAAGAACCGCACAAAUUAGAAACGAAAAUGCUGCUUCUGCUCCCAAGCCCAGUGCUGUCCAGGUUCUUCAGACUGCUUCCAAAGCACCCCAAGGAGGUGCCAAUGGGCCCUUGGCUCAUGGUGAAGGUUUGUGUUUGAAGCAUAUUAAGCAAUUUAACGAGGAACUGUGGGAAGCAUUUUCGUGGCAUGAAUCUAGCGAAGACUCGACCAGGGGUCUUACCGAGAAGAUGAACAAGCCUAGUGAAGCUGCUGUGGAAGUCAAGUCGCUGUUUGAUGUGCUCUUGGAGGAAUUGAAAAAGGCCAAUUUGGCUGCAUUGGGUUUGGAUGAGCUUUAG
Molecule: messenger RNA, 903 nt
Organism: Australozyma saopauloensis
Lineage: Eukaryota; Fungi; Ascomycota; Pichiomycetes; Serinales; Metschnikowiaceae
Product: DNA-directed RNA polymerase III subunit
Exons: 1
Coding region: 1-903 (300 amino acids)
Biological process (GO): tRNA transcription by RNA polymerase III
Cellular component (GO): RNA polymerase III complex; nucleus
Source: RefSeq, a predicted model, not a curated record